Molecule: messenger RNA, 1584 nt
Organism: Brettanomyces bruxellensis
Lineage: Eukaryota; Fungi; Ascomycota; Pichiomycetes; Pichiales; Pichiaceae
Gene: CCT3
Product: T-complex protein 1 subunit gamma
Exons: 1
Coding region: 1-1584 (527 amino acids)
Biological process (GO): protein folding
Cellular component (GO): chaperonin-containing T-complex
Molecular function (GO): ATP binding; ATP hydrolysis activity; ATP-dependent protein folding chaperone
Source: RefSeq, a predicted model, not a curated record
AUGCAGGCACCAGUUGUUUUUCUUAACACAUCAACACGCCGCCAAAGUGGACGUGAGGCCCAGAUUCAGAAUAUAACAGCAGCUAAAGCUGUGGCAGACAUUGUCAGGACAUGCUUAGGACCCAAGGCUAUGUUAAAGAUGCUUUUGGAUCCAAUGGGGGGAAUAACACUUACAAAUGACGGUCAUGCGAUAUUGAGAGAGAUCGAUGUUUCCCAUCCAGCGGCUAAAUCGAUGAUUGAACUUAGUAGAACACAGGAUGAAGAAGUUGGUGAUGGUACCACUUCUGUGAUUAUAUUGGCAGGUGAGAUCCUUGCACAGACUUUUCCGUACAUCGAGAAAAAUAUCCAUCCAGUGGUGAUUAUCCAGGCCUUAAAGCAGGCAUUAUCGGAUGCAUUGGAAAUCAUUGAAGAAGUUUCUAUGCCGGUUGACGUGAAUAAUGAGCAGGCAAUGAUCAAACUUAUUGCUGCUUCGAUUGGAACAAAGUACAUUGCCAAAUGGUCUCAGAAGAUGUGUGAGCUUGCAUUGAAGGCUGUGAAGACAGUUAUGAUUGAAGAUGGCGAUCACAAAGAGAUUGACAUCAAACGUUAUGUUCGUGUAGAAAAGAUUCCCGGCGGAGAAAUUGAGGACUGUCGUGUUUUGGACGGAAUUCUUUUAAAUAAGGACGUGGUUCACCCAAAGAUGAAGCGGAUGAUAGAAAAUCCAAGAAUUGUUCUUCUUGACUGUCCACUUGAGUACAAGAAGGCGGAAUCCAAGGAGAAUUUCGAAAUUACUAAAGACACGGACUGGAACAGACUCCUUGAGAUCGAGGAGGAGCAGGUUAAGGCAAUGUGCGAACAAAUAUUGACGGUUAAACCGGAUCUUGUUAUAACUGAAAAGGGAGUUUCGGACUUGGCCCAGCACUAUCUUUUGAAAGGUGGCUGUUCUGUGCUUAGAAGAGUCAAGAAGUCGGACAACAAUAGAAUUGCAAAGGCAACAGGAGCAACUAUUGUGAAUAGAGUGGAGGACUUGAAGGAGUCAGAUGUGGGAAAGAAAUGCGGGUUAUUUGAGGUGAAGCUCAUAGGGGAUGAGUACUUCUCGUUUAUCGCCAAGUGUAAGGAUCCUAAAGCUUGCACAGUUAUCUUACGUGGCCCCUCGAAGGAUAUUUUGAACGAGAUUCAAAGAAACUUGGAUGAUGCAAUGGCUGUUACAAGAAAUGUGUUCUUUUCACCUCGUCUUUCGCCAGGUGGUGGAGCUACAGAGAUGGCAGUUAGUGUUGGAUUAAGCAAGAGAGCCAAAAAUAUUGAAGGUGUUCAACAAUGGCCUUAUCAAGCAGUUGCCGACGCCUUUGAAGUGAUACCUAGAACAUUGGUGCAAAAUUGCGGUGGAAAUCCGAUCAGAGUGCUAUCGCAAUUGAGAGCCAGCCAUGUUAACGGAGAUUCUACGUUCGGAAUAAACGGGGAAACGGGAAAGAUCACGGAUAUGCGUGAGUACGGAAUAUGGGAGCCAGAAGUGAUCAAGCAGCAAAGUGCAAAAACUGCGAUUGAGAGUGCCAGUAUGCUUUUGAGGGUGGACGACAUUGUUAGUGGAGUGAGGAAGCAGAAAUAA